AUGCCGCCGAUGCGGGGCCUCCUGGCACCGCAAAACGCCUUCCUGGACACCAUCGCCCGCCGCUUCGACGGGACGCACAGUAACUUCGUGCUGGGCAAUGCCCAGGUGCCCAGCGCCUUCCCCGUCGUCUACUGCUCCGACGGCUUCUGCGACCUGACCGGCUUCUCGCGGGCGGAGGUGAUGCAGCGCUGCUGCGCCUGCUCCUUCCUCUACGGCCCCGACACCAGCGAGCUGCUGCGGCAGCAGCUCCGCCGCGCGCUGGACGAGCACCAGGCCUUCAAGGGCGAGCUCAUCCUCUACCGCAAGAGCGGUGUCCCCUUCUGGUGCCUGCUGGACGUGGUGCCCAUCAAGAACGAGAAGGACGAGGUGGCCCUGUUCCUCGUGUCCCACAAGGACAUCACCAGCACCAAGAGCCGCUCAGGCGCCGACAGCACGAAGGACACGGCAGGCGGGCGCCGGCGAUUCAGCCGUGCCGGAGGGAAGGGCUUCAAUGCCAGCCGGCGCCGGAGCCGGGCGGUGCUGUACCACCUCUCGGGGCACCUGCAGAAGCAGAGAAAGAGCAAACACAAGCUCAGAAAGGGCGUCUUUGGGGACAAGCCCUCGCUGCCCGAGUACAAGGUGGCCGCCAUCCGCAAGCCCCCCCUCAUCCUGCUGCACUACGGGGCCUUCAAGGCGGGCUGGGACGGGCUCAUCCUGCUCGCCACCCUCUACGUGGCCGUCACCGUCCCCUACAGCGUCUGCGUGGGCGCUGGCACCGAGGAGGGGCUGCCGCCCGCCCGCGGCCCCCCCAGCGCCUGCGACCUGUGCGUGGAAAUUCUCUUCAUGAUGGACAUCAUCCUCAACUUCCGCACCACCUUCGUCAGCAAAUCGGGGCAGGUGGUGCUGGAGCCCCGCGCCGUCGCCCGUCACUACCUGGCCGGCUGGUUCCCGCUCGACCUCGUGGCCGCGCUGCCCUUCGACCUGCUCGCCGCCUGCCAGGUCAACGUGUACGUGGGGGCUCACCUGCUGAAGACGGUGCGGCUGCUGCGGCUGCUGCGGCUGCUGCCCAACCUGGACCGGUACUCGCAGUACAGCGCCGUGGUGCUGGCGCUGCUCAUGGUGGUCUUCGGCCUCCUGGCCCACUGGGUCGCCUGCGGCUGGUUCUUCCUGGGGCAGCGCGAGGUGGAGGGCAGCCCCGCCGCCCUGCCUGAGAUCGGCUGGCUGCAGGAGCUGGCGCGGCGGCUGGAGACCCCCUACUACCUGGCGAGGAGGAACUGCAGCGCCGGGGGGGCCGGGAACAGCACGGGGCCAGGGGCCAACUGCAGCGGGAGCGGGGAGCCUGGGGGGCCCUCGCUGCGCAGCGCCUACAUCACCUCCCUCUACUUCGCCCUGAGCAGCCUGACCAGCGUGGGCUUCGGCAACGUCUCCGCCAACACCGACACCGAGAAGAUCUUCUCCAUCUGCACCAUGCUGGUCGGGGCGCUGAUGCACGCGGUGGUCUUCGGCAACGUGACGGCCAUCAUCCAGCGGCUGUACGCCCGCCGGUUCCUGUACCACAGCCGCACCCGCGACCUGCACGACUACAUCCGCAUCCACCGCAUCCCCCGGCCCCUCAAGCGCCGCAUCCUCGAGUAUUUCCAGAGCACUUGGGCGGCCAACAACGGCAUCGACACGGCCGAGCUCCUGCAGAGCCUGCCCGAGGAGCUGCGGGCCGACAUCGCCCUGCACCUGCACAAGGAGCUGCUGCAGCUGCCCCUCUUCGGGGGGGCCAGCCGGGGCUGCCUGCGCGCCCUCUCCCUGGGGGUGCGCCCCGCCUUCUGCACCCCCGGCGAGCUCCUCAUCCGCCGGGGCGACGCGCUCCAGGCGCUCUACUUCCUCCGCUCCGGCUCCAUGGAGGUGCUGCGGGACGGCACCGUCCUCGCCAUCCUCGGGAAGGGGGACCUGAUCGGCUGCGACCUGGGGGGGUCCCCGCGGGCCCGGCGUGCCCGGGCGGACGUGCGGGGGCUGACGUACUGCGCCCUGCAGAGCCUGGGGCUGCCGGCGCUGGCCGAGGGCCUGGCCCUCGACCCCGACUUCGCCCGCGCCUUCCGCCGGCAGCUCCCCCGCGAGCUCAGCUACGACCUGGGGGGAGCCCCCGAGCUGCACCCUUGGAGCGGCCCCCCGGACCUGAGUCCCAGGGUGGUCGACGGCACCGAGGGGGAGGGCUGCGCCGCCGACAAGCCCCUCUUCAGCUUCCACCUCGGCCCCUCCCUGGGGCCAGGUAAGGAGACGCUCACCUCUCCCCCCAGCUGGGGACGGGGGGCUGCUGGCCAUCCCCCCGGCCCCCCCGAGCCGAGCUGCGCCGACACCAUCGAGAAGCUGCGGCAGGCGGUGGCCGAGCUGUCGGGGCAAGUGCUGCAGCUGCGGGAGGGGCUGCGGGUGCUGCGAGAGGCCGUGCAGCUCCUGCUGCUGCCGCCCCCCCCGCGCCCCGACGCCCCGGCGAUGGCCGCAGCCCUCCAGCCGCUCCGCGAGCGAGUUUAA
Molecule: messenger RNA, 2499 nt
Organism: Gymnogyps californianus (California condor)
Lineage: Eukaryota; Metazoa; Chordata; Aves; Accipitriformes; Cathartidae
Gene: KCNH3
Product: potassium voltage-gated channel subfamily H member 3
Biological process (GO): regulation of membrane potential; potassium ion transmembrane transport
Cellular component (GO): membrane
Molecular function (GO): voltage-gated potassium channel activity
Source: RefSeq, a predicted model, not a curated record